GAUCCGCCCUCUUCUCUGACGAGGCCGCCGCUCCGGAAAUACUCUCCGGUAAACCCUAAUUUCCCAACAGAAGCCCCGGCAAGCAAGAAGCCACAAGAAUCCGCCAUGGCCGGAGGGAAGAUACGCAAACAAAGCCACCGUGGCUCCGCCGCCGGCGCAAACCCUCAUUUUCAGGGGGGGAUACCGUUCCACAAGUCAAAAGGACAGCACAUACUCAGGAAUCCAUUGUUGGUGGACACGAUUGUCCAGAAAUCUGGAAUCAAGCCAACCGACGUCAUCCUUGAAAUCGGUCCGGGGACUGGGAACUUGACCAAGAAGCUUCUCGAAGCUGGAAAGUCCGUCAUUGCCGUGGAGCUUGACCCUCGUAUGGUCCUCGAGCUGCAGCGGAGAUUUCAAGGAACUGCAUCUAAUAAGCUAAAGAUUAUACAAGGGGAUGUUCUGAAGUGUGAUCUUCCAUACUUCGACAUAUGUGGCGAAUAUUCCGUACCAAAUCUCAUCACCUCUCACCUUCAAACUACUGUCUCAUAGGCCAAUGUUUAGGGCUGCAGUGAUUAUGUUCCAAAGGGAAUUCGCGAUGAGACUUGUCGCUCGGCCCGGUGAUCCUCUGUAUUGCCGCCUCUCUGUCAACACUCAGUUAUUGGCUCGCGUGUCGCAUAUCCUGAAGGUAGGGAGAAACAAUUUCAGGCCACCGCCGAAGGUUGACUCCUCAGUGGUCCGAAUUGAGCCCAUGAAACCAUUCGAACACUUAAACUUCAAGGAGUGGGAUGGUUUGGUCAGGCUCUGCUUCAAUAGGAAGAACAAAACUCUGGGUGCCAUUUUUAAGCACAAGACUCUGCUUUCUAUGCUAGAAAAGAACUACAAAACUCUACAGGCAUUGCAGUUGCCCGCCGAGAAUGGAUCGUCCGUGGAUGAUGACGACGACAAGCACAUGUCCUUGGCUGUAUCCGCCUUGGGAGAUGCACUCGGCGACAUGAACAUGGACAUGGAUGAUGAUGAUGGUGAUGAUGAUGAGGAUGAGAUGGACAUGGAUGAUGGUGGGCAUGCUAAAAAACCAUCAGAAUUCAAACAGAAAGUUUUAGCAGUGUUGAGGGAAGGUCAUUUUGAAGAAAAAAGGGCUUCCAAACUCUCUCAGGAUGAUUUCAUUCGCCUGCUUUCUUUGUUCAACAAAGCUGGCAUUCAUUUCUCCUAGGAAUACUCCUUUCUUGAUUUAUGUAAUUUCAAAGAAUUACUGAGUUUUUUCUUUUGCAAGGUUGAGUCUUUAUUUCUUAGUUUUUGGUUAGCCAGCAUGAUUCUUUCUCUUGUGAGACCAGUGUGGUCUAAGAAUCCAAUUUUGUAAACGGUUUAUGCUGAAACAUUUGUAUUUUU
Cuscuta campestris is the source of this 1365-nucleotide messenger RNA. NCBI's taxonomy places the organism in Eukaryota, Viridiplantae, Streptophyta, Magnoliopsida, Solanales, Convolvulaceae. The record is from the annotation of a GenBank genome assembly.